Molecule: messenger RNA, 1249 nt
Organism: Gossypium arboreum
Lineage: Eukaryota; Viridiplantae; Streptophyta; Magnoliopsida; Malvales; Malvaceae
Product: vesicle-fusing ATPase-like
Exons: 8
Coding region: 18-830 (270 amino acids)
Biological process (GO): SNARE complex disassembly; Golgi to plasma membrane protein transport; intra-Golgi vesicle-mediated transport
Cellular component (GO): Golgi stack
Molecular function (GO): ATP hydrolysis activity; ATP binding
Source: RefSeq, a predicted model, not a curated record
GUCAUUUUUUAUAAAAAAUGCCGCAAAAUUUUUUACAAGAAACGGUAUCUGUUACCCCAAAAUGCAUUAGACUUUUUUGUUCCCCCUUCCCCAAAAUCCCAAAAUUUGACAAGAAAUCUUUCUUUUUUCCCUCCUUUCUUUUCCCAAAAUCGGUUCCCUCCCCCUCCCAAAGAAAUCCUAAAAUUUCACUUGAAAUUUCUUCUCUUUUUUUCCCCAUUUUAUUUUUCCCAAACCAUUUCUCCCCUACCCCGAUUCCCUUUAUUUUUUCCCCCAAUUUCCCCAAAUCGGCAGGCCUCUGCAUCUCCGUCGGUAGUCCGCUGCUGUAUCUCUGUCGACAUCUGCUGUCAAGUAUAUUGAAAGAGGACCUAAGAGUAUACCGUCUGCAAAACAUGGAGGGUAAUGGCAAUGAACAACCAAAAUGUCAAAGAAGUUUUGAUCAUCGUGGGAGGAAGAAUAAUUGCUGGGAGUUUGUUAUCCAGAUUUUAUUGUUUAGAGAAAGAGAAAUGGUUGGAAGUAAUGAAAUCAACCUCAACGAGUGCAAGUCAAGAGGCUUAACUAGAGAUGGUACCGGAGUUCAUGACAGCAUUGUAAACCAGCUGCUUACCAAGAUAGAUGGAGUGGAGUCUCUAAAUAAUGUUUUGCUUAGUGGAAUGACCAACAGAAAUGAUCUGCUUGAUGAAGCCCUUUUGAGGCCAGGUCGUUUGGAGGUUCAAGUUGAGAUAAGUCUUCCUGACGAAAAUGGUCAUUUGCAGAUUCUUCAGAUUCAUACAAACAAGAUGAAAGAGAAUUCUUUUCUUGCUCCUGAUGUUAACCUUCAAGAGCUUGUGUGACUGUGGCAGAGAGCAAAGUCAACAGUGGUGGUGGCAGAAGGGGAUUAGACGGCACACCUGUCUACGUGGAGAAGCGGCGCAAGGGAGGCUAGGGUUUCUUUUGUUUUACUAAAAAUAUUUAGGCUUUUGGGCCACUUGGGCCAUUAGGGUUCUAAAUUUUUUUGGGCUUUGUAAUUUAGGCAAUAGGUUUUGUUUGUUUUUAUUUUCGUCUGUUUUUUGUUUAGGCUGGCUGGCUUGGUUUAUUUAGGUUGAUUGGUUUGGUUUAUUUAGGUCCAGGCUAAAUUGACUUGUUACAUAUUUGAUUGAUUAUAAUUGCUCUGACAACGAAUGUGACAUCUUGUAACUCGAAUCUAGCGACUGAGUCACGUAUAGGGUGUUUCAAAUACCAAAUAUCACAAGAAAUUUAACUUUUUCAAAAA